Molecule: messenger RNA, 1701 nt
Organism: Alternaria alternata
Lineage: Eukaryota; Fungi; Ascomycota; Dothideomycetes; Pleosporales; Pleosporaceae
Product: phosphoribosylamine-glycine ligase
Exons: 2
Coding region: 157-1452 (431 amino acids)
Biological process (GO): purine nucleobase biosynthetic process
Molecular function (GO): metal ion binding; ATP binding; phosphoribosylamine-glycine ligase activity
Source: RefSeq, a predicted model, not a curated record
UCGUAGUUGGCAAGGGAACUGGUAGGGCUGAGGGUGACCUCACACUCCCGCUGAUCCCUGCACGCUUACCCCACGGUGGGGUUCCGCUUCCGCUCCCAAAAAUUUCCAGUCGCAAACAUCUUCAAGAUACGACUGGACCUUCAUAUAGCAAACACAAUGUCUGAAUCUCUCCGCGUUCUACUUGUCGGCAACGGCGGCCGCGAACAUGCCAUCGCCUGGAAACUCCUACAAUCGCCCAAGAUCGAGCACAUUUACGUCUGCCCCGGUAACGGCGGUACCGCGACGCUGAACAGCAAAGUCACCAACGUAACAGAUGUAAAGGACACCGACCUUGCCGGUCUCGUCAACUUCGCAAAGGAGAAGAAUGUCAACUUGUUAAUACCAGGACCUGAAGCACCACUCGUAGCAGGCAUUGUCGACUACUUCCAGGAGAAUGGUCUCAAGAGCAUCAAGGCGUUUGGACCAAGCAAGGCUGCCGCACGUAUGGAGGGCAGCAAGACAUUCAGCAAGGACUUUAUGAAGCGACACAACAUCCCCACCGCCGCGUACGAGAACUUCAGUAAAUACGACGACGCAAAAGCGUACCUCGACUCCAUCUCACACAACGUCGUCAUCAAGGCUUCGGGUCUGGCAGCAGGCAAGGGUGUCAUCAUACCACAGACCAAAGAGGAGGCACAUGCAGCGCUCAAAGACAUCAUGCUGACACGAGAAUUCGGAACUGCGGGUGACGAGGUUGUCAUUGAGGAGUUUUUGGAGGGCGACGAACUAUCAAUCCUUACGUUCAGCGAUGGCCGCACGAUCAAGUCCCUACCACCAGCACAAGACCACAAGCGUAUCUUCGACAACGACGAGGGACCGAACACUGGAGGAAUGGGAACGUACGCGCCAACACGCAUCGCGCCCAAGGACGUACUCGAGCGCGUAGACAGGGACAUCCUCCAGCCCACCGUUGAUGGCAUGCGAUCCGAAGGCUUUGAGUUCAAGGGUGUACUAUUCACUGGACUUAUGAUGACCAAGAACGGACCCAAGGUAUUGGAAUACAACGUUCGUUUCGGCGAUCCAGAGACACAGAGUUUACUCGCGCUCAUGGAAGGCGAUCUUGCUGAAGUCAUGGCUGCAUGUGCAGACGGACAGUUGAAGGAUGUGGACGUCAAAGUCUCGAGCAAGAGUGCGGCGACGGUUGUUGUAGCUGCAGGUGGAUACCCUGGAAGCUACGCAAAGGGCACAGUCAUGAAGUUGGAUGCUGUGCCAGAGGAUGUCGUUCUUUUCCACGCUGGAACUUCUUUCUCCGACAACACACUCAAAACAGCUGGUGGUCGCGUCAUCGCAUCGACAGCCACUGCGCCGACACUGGAGGAGGCUGUUGCGAAGGCUUACAAGGGCGUGGAGUGCAUACACUUUGACGGCAUGCAGUACCGCAAGGAUAUCGCGGGCCGAGCACUGAAGAAGUAGAGAGAAUCCAAGGAAAUUAUAUGGCGUUCAAGGCGGGCAUACCAGAGACUUGCGGUCAAAAGAGAAGAUGCGCGUAACACGCUAGGUUAUAGUCGGGCAUUCGAUGGAUGACGAGAAUACAAUCUUUCAUGUUUGAGCUAUACUACGGGCUACCGAGACUUUGAUUGCAGUGUACCUGCCCAUCGAUUUAGCUCAAAAGCAGAUAAGGUAGCCUAUACGCUCCGGUAAAACACGAUGUCUUCCUAGACA